This is a messenger RNA of Arabidopsis lyrata subsp. lyrata, 873 nucleotides long. Its product is annotated as vignain. The transcript is spliced from 7 exons. Gene Ontology annotation, molecular function: cysteine-type endopeptidase activity. The coding region runs from base 1 to 873 and encodes 290 amino acids. The record is from RefSeq and is a predicted model, not a curated record. Gene Ontology annotation, cellular component: lysosome. NCBI's taxonomy places the organism in Eukaryota, Viridiplantae, Streptophyta, Magnoliopsida, Brassicales, Brassicaceae.
AUGGGAGAUCAAAUAGCAAGGGCCGAAAAGAAUAAGAAUGUGGUGGGUUCGUCUAGCUCUGAGUAUCCUGAGGAUAUUCCACAAGGAUGUAAAAGACGAUUGAGCUGGAGAAAUGUGGAAGGGAAAAACAUGUUAAGGCAAGUGGUCGACCAGGGAAAUCAGCCAUAUUGUUGGAAUAUUUCAACAAGUCACAUGGUUUCAUCACAUUUAUACAUCCAUGGAAAAACGGAAACACUUCUUCCGCUUUCAGCCCGACAUUUGUUUGUCGGAGUUAAGGGAAAAAAUCCGGAUGGUUCGCUCAAAAACUUUGAGAACCUAAAGGAUUUUUUGGUGAACCAAGGCAUGAUUCAAGAAAAAGACUGUGCAUGUGUCGUAGAAAAAGAAAACAAGCAGAUAGGAAGCAGCUCAAAGUCAAAACCAAAAGACAAGAAAAAAAGCUCGAAGAAGGAAAAUGCUAAAGCUAAUCCAUGUUUUGGAAAAAUGAAGGGUAAAAAGGUUACCAAAAUCAGGAAUUUACAAAUUGUGAGAGAUGUCGAUGAAAGAGAGUUGAUCGAGCUGCUACAGAGAGGACCGGUUACAGUUAGUAUAGAAGUAGCAGAUACAUUUAAGCUAUUUAAAGGGGAUGAAGUUCUUAGAGGAUAUAGUCAAAGCGAGAGUCUAGAAGAUCAUAUGAUUGAGUUGACGGGUUAUGACACUACUCCCGACGGCAUUAACUACUGGGAAUUUCAAAAUUCAUACGGUCUUGGCUGGGGGAAAAAUGGAUUUGGAAAACUAAUUCGAAAGAGUAGCCGAAAGAAACACGAGCCAUCUCUAAUCAAUGCUUACAUGUAUCCAGAGCUUUUGGAGAGAGAGGAAGCUAUUAAUGCGCAUUAG